This is a messenger RNA of Talaromyces stipitatus ATCC 10500, 941 nucleotides long. RefSeq lists its product as uncharacterized. The record is from RefSeq and is a predicted model, not a curated record. NCBI's taxonomy places the organism in Eukaryota, Fungi, Ascomycota, Eurotiomycetes, Eurotiales, Trichocomaceae. The coding region runs from base 102 to 800 and encodes 232 amino acids. The transcript is spliced from 3 exons.
AAUCCUGCAUUGUUCCAUUUCCAUUACCGAAAAACAAGUAUACAGAACUUACUCUAAUAUCCUAGUAAGAGGAAACGAUCAAAAUCGAAACGGAGGAUACAAUGGCUACCAAGGCUGAUCGCGUUAUUGUGGCAUUCAACGGUGCAAUCGAAACUCAUAUUUUCAACGAAUCUAUCGACCCUCCGCGCGCCUUUGCCUUUGAAGUCAUAUUCUAUCCGCAUCUUUGGCCGGCUACUCUACUCACCAAAAAGCCACCAAUGCACUUCCAUCCAUUUCAGAAGGAAUAUAUACAGGUGCUAGCGGGCCGUCUCUGUGUCGAGCAGAGCGGCCAAGUUCGUACCCUGACCCCCACUGACGGCGAGGUCUGCAUCAAACCCUGGGUCAAUCACCGCUUGUAUCCAUCGGAUGAUGAUCUACUGCGCGCCGCGGAAGAUGGUAGAGGAGAUCCAGUCCGAUUUUUGAUAGCGGGACAAGAAACGAAUAAAGUCUUUAGGCUGGAUACGAUAUUCUUCGAGAAUUGGUAUGGUUAUCAGGAUGAAAUCCUGACAGAGAAACAGCUCGACUUGGUUCAGGUUUUGACGAUGUUCGACGCUGGAGGCUCCUAUCUCUCCUUACCAUGGUGGAUCCCCUUUGGACGUACUUUGUCCAUGUCGAUAGGGAUAGUGGUAGGUCGCUGGAUCGGCCCUCUCCUAGGGUAUCAGCCGUACUAUCCUAAAUGGACCUCGGACUGGGAGUUGGCGUGCGAGAAGAUGAGGCAAAGUUUUUUUCAGCGUCGAUUUGCCGAGAGGAAAGAUACCUAAUCUUCUCUCGUUCUCUAUCUUCUACUGCUUGGGCAGCAUACUGUUCCUACUGCGUUCUAAAAGAGUAGUUCUGAUGAAAUGUGUCCCUGGUUGUUAUUCCUCAUUGAAUAUUCUACCUUGAGAGGACCAGUUCCAAUCGUC